This is a messenger RNA of Erpetoichthys calabaricus (reedfish), 2156 nucleotides long. RefSeq names its product solute carrier family 7 member 9 (gene slc7a9). Gene Ontology annotation, cellular component: membrane. The transcript is spliced from 13 exons. The coding region runs from base 120 to 1610 and encodes 496 amino acids. Gene Ontology annotation, molecular function: L-amino acid transmembrane transporter activity. Gene Ontology annotation, biological process: amino acid transmembrane transport. NCBI's taxonomy places the organism in Eukaryota, Metazoa, Chordata, Cladistia, Polypteriformes, Polypteridae. The record is from RefSeq and is a predicted model, not a curated record.
CUUCGCCGCCAAAACUCCUGUAGUGCCUUCCCAGCCGGAACGAAAGUUCACUCUGCCUGAGGCAGACGGUAGGAGCCAUCGUGCGAGAUAGUCAGUGGCACUGUGGGUAUACUUAAACAAUGGAAAAUAAUGAAAGAAGAAAGGAAUAUGACCAACAGGAUCGACACUGUGACAGAAAUCAGGAUAUGUGUUCAAGCACAGAUGGAGUCAAUGGCACAGCCUUGCAGAGAAAAGUCAGCCUCAUCAGUGGUAUUUGCAUGAUUGUUGGAACAAUGAUUGGCUCAGGAAUUUUCAUUUCACCCAAAGCAGUGCUUUUCCAUACAGGAGCAGUUGGUCCUUGUAUAGGCGUCUGGGUUUUAUGCGGAAUUGUGUCUACUUUAGGCGCAUUAUGCUAUGCCGAGUUGGGUACCAUGAUCACAAAAUCUGGUGGAGAGUAUUCAUAUCUGCUAGAGGCUUUUGGCCCAGUUCCUGCUUUUUUGUAUGCCUGGACAUCUGUUGUGGUUUUAAAACCAGCAUGUUGUGCCAUUAUCAGCUUAAGUUUUGCAGAAUAUUCAGCUGCACCAUUCUACCCCAGCUGUGAACCACCAAUUUUCAUCAUAAAAUGUUUAGCAAUUGCUGCUUUCUUUUUGCUGGUGAUUAUAAAUUCACUGAGUGUCAAGAUGGCCAGUAAUGUUCAAAUCCUCUUCACGGGUGCUAAGCUUUUGAUUGUUGUCAUCAUUGCCAUAGCUGGAGGUAUUCUACUUGCAAAAGGAAAUACACAAAAUUUCUCAAAUGCUUUUCAUGGAAGCAAGACCUCUUUAGGAGCUUUUAGCUUGGCUUGUUAUAAUGGACUCUGGGCAUAUGAUGGCUGGAAUCAGCUGAAUUAUAUCACAGAAGAGCUAAAAAAUCCUUACAGGAAUCUUCCUCUUGCCAUUAUAAUUGGUAUUCCUUUAGUGACUGUUAGCUACGUUCUGGUCAAUAUUGCCUACUUCACAGUAAUGACGCCAGUGGAAUUACUGCAAUCCCCUGCUGUUGCAAUGACUUUUGGAGACAGAGUUCUGCAUCCACUGUCCUGGAUAGUUCCAGUUUUUGUUUCCUUUUCAACAUUUGGAGCUGCAAAUGGCUGCUGUUUUGCUGCUGGAAGGCUUAUAUUAGUGUCUGGAAGAGAAGGUCAUAUGAUCAAAAUCCUGUCCUACAUUAAUGUAAAAAGACUUACACCAUCUCCAGCCAUUAUAUUCAAUGGAGUUAUCAGCAUUAUUUACAUGAUGCCUGCAGAUAUUGAAACACUUAUCAACUAUUUCAGUUUUGCUGUAUGGCUGUCUUAUGGUGCCACAGUGCUGUCUUUAAUUGUUAUGAGAUUUACUAGAAAAGACAUGAAGAGACCAGUACAGGUACCUAUAAUAAUUCCUAUUGUGGUUCUUUUGAUGUCAAUCUACUUGGUUUUUGCCCCCAUUAUUGAUGAACCGUCAUGGGAGUAUCUUUACUGCAUGAUAUUCAUUAUGAGUGGACUCAUCUUAUAUGUGCCCUUUGUUUACUACAGUUUCAGCUGGGCUCAAAGGAUAAUAAAACCACUAACACUGCAUCUCCAGCUUCUAAUGGAAAUUGUUCCUGUAGAAAAUAAAGAGGAAUAGGCACUAGAAGUUUUUGAAAACAAACUGGUAUUCUUAAAAGGCCAUGAUGAAACAAGGAAGAACCAAUAUUAAAACUAAGAUUGUUAUGAAUUUAAGAAUAUUUUUUGAUUUUUUAAGGUGUGUUAUAAUCUGUGUAUAUAUUUGUUUGUGCAGUAAAUCACUCUUUAGACGACUUUUUUUCAAUUGCAUUUAGAAUCAUCAAUAUUGUGUUAAUACUAGCCAUAUUUUAAAAGGAACUUUGAUGAUGAAUGACUUUGAUGAUCUUUUUCACUCUAUACUUUUGUAGUAAAAAUGAAACAAUCAGCUUAAUUUCUGCCCUUUCCAUAAUUUGACCUAAAAUAGAUUCUUGUUUUCUGGGUGCAGUUUUGAUGUUUUUCCACUGGUGCUUUCAGGUCUGGCCUGUUUAGUCUUGAAAACAUUGUCACCAUCACAGUCAUAUAGCUAAGAGGACAGCUACUCAAUUAUUACCUGUAGCACACUCCAUGCGUGGGCAUUUCUGUUCCUAAGACUUUUUUUCUCUGUAUGGCAUGCUGCAGAAUGGUUGAA